CGAGGCCGCCGCCAGUGAAGAAGUCGGUCACUGGUAGCAUGGCGGCGUCGACCAGGAGGCGCAGCGCGUGCGCGGAGCUCGAAGGCGUGCGCCACGCCUCCGACGACCUCGGCAUCGCCUCGGAGCCGCUCGGGAGCGCGAGGCGGCGCAGCAUCGACAGUGCGAUCAGUGCCUCCUCACCCUCAAGGAGGGUGACUCGGCGAGCUACCAUGGCCAUGGGCACCCUGGGCAAGAUCGUCGAGGAUGGACCGACGAUGGACAUGCCGAUUGACCCGACCAUCAUCGGCAGCGACAGUGAUUCGGACCUCAUGUCGGACAUUGGUAGCGAAAUGUCGGACUUCAGCGACCUUCGAAGUGCAUCGCGGGUCAGCGGCGCCAAGAGCGAGUCCGUCCACCGAAUGCGCCAGG
This is a messenger RNA of Prorocentrum cordatum, 408 nucleotides long. Lineage: Eukaryota; Dinophyceae; Prorocentrales; Prorocentraceae. The record is from the annotation of a GenBank genome assembly.